Messenger RNA from Sphaerodactylus townsendi, 5994 nucleotides. Its product is annotated as TLC domain-containing protein 5-like. NCBI's taxonomy places the organism in Eukaryota, Metazoa, Chordata, Lepidosauria, Squamata, Sphaerodactylidae. The transcript is spliced from 4 exons. The record is from RefSeq and is a predicted model, not a curated record. The coding region runs from base 76 to 813 and encodes 245 amino acids. Gene Ontology annotation, cellular component: membrane.
CCGGCGCUCGCUGAUCCUGGCGAGACCGGGGCCGGAGGAGCCCAGCGGGAGACCGCGCUCCGGCGCUGCGCCAGAAUGGUGGCCUCCAUGUUCCUCCGGGCAGCCUUCAGCCUCAUUGGCUGGUUCUUCCUCUACACCUGGUCUUGCUAUCGGUACAAGGACCGUACCUAUGAGUGGAGCUGCCGAUUGGUCACUCUGACACACGGAGUCCUUGCCACUUGCCUCUCUGGCUACAUCGGCUUCAUCGAUGGCCCGUGGCCAAUGUCUUAUCCAGGAUCGCCAAACACUCCUCUCCAGAUCCACACGUUGUGUAUCAGCUUGGGCUACUUCCUGUUUGACUUGGGCUGGUGCGUCUACUUCCAGACUGAAGGGGCGUUGAUGCUUGCCCACCACACCGUGAGCAUCGUCGGGAUCACCGUGUCCCUUGUUUUGGGUGAGUCGGCAGCGGAAGUCAGCGCUGUCAUCUUUGGAAGUGAGAUCACCAAUCCACUCUUGCAGGCCCGGUGGUUUCUACGGGAGAAGGGGCUCUACCACAGCUUCAUAGGGGACGUGGUGGACUUCUUCUUCGUGGUGCUCUUUACGGGAGUGCGCAUCGGCGUCGGGGCCUGGCUCAUGUACUGUGUGUUGAUGUCACCCAAGCCCAAGUGGUUUAUCAAGGUUGGAGGUGUGAUCAUGUAUGCCGUUUCGUGGGUCUUCAUGGUAAGCAUUUGCCGGUUUGCCCGACGGAAAAGCAUAAAGAAGUACCAUGCCUGGAGAAGUCGAUUCAGCCACGAGAUGAACUCAAAUGCCAACGGCCAUCUAAAGAGCCACUGACCCCACUUCCCAGGUCGGAUCAGUGUCCACGAUCUGGCAUUCAAAAGUGCCCAGAAACCUGGUCCACAGGACUAUUCUGGGGAGGUGAGCCACAGUGAAGCAGAAAUACAGCACAAUGUAGUGGGUAGGUUUUUGGACUAGGACGGGAACGUCCCAGGUUCGAAUCCCCAUUCGGCUCACUGAGUGACCUUUGGUCUGGCACUUUCUUUCAGCCAAGCUUACCUCAAAGGGUUGUUGUGAGGUUAAAAGGAGUACACUUCCAGGUUUGUUGACCUGAGCUUCCUAGAGAAACAGUGGUAUACAAAUGUGGGAAGUGUCACAACAGAAACCAGUGGGGUGGUUUUAUCCUGGUGUAACGCCACUAAUGUUAGUGCAUUUACACAAUAGAAACUUUCCUGUGCAGAUACUUGAAUGGUGCACAUGGUACAAACAAAGUGCAACGGGUUAGCUGGUGUGAUUGAAUGGGUUGCGCUCAGGGGGAGCUCAUGGAAUAAAUGCCCUCAGCCACCAGCUUCUCCAACACUGCCAUAAACUCUAGAGGAGUUUAAAUCACAAUUGGUAUAUUCCGGCCCUUGGGGCAAAGCACAUUCUCAGCACCUGGUGUGUUUCCUGUAUUUAUUUUAUUUAUUAAAUAACUUAUUUAGAGAAUGCAUAUGCUGCCUCUCCAGAACCUUCUGACAUCAGAGUUUAUUGGCCCUUGGAACCAGAAGGGUUGAGCUGAGAUCAGGAUUCCUGUCUCUGCUGCUAACUUUACUGGUCCAGUGUCUUGCUUCUGACAGCAAAGGUACCAUCUGGUCCAGUGUCUUGCUUCUGACAAUGGCCAGCCACAUGCUUCUAGGAAGCUUCCAAACAGGGCUUGAAGAAGAAGUUCUGCCCAUUUAUCCCUACCAUCUUCUGGUGUUCAGAGAUCUGCUGCCUCUGAACCAGAAAACUACGUAGCAGUCAUGACUAAGAGUCCUCUAGCUGCUCUGGAGUCAGGCCUUAGUUUCCCCAGCAUUAAAAUGGAGGUGGUAGGAGGUUGUAGGCCUCUCUAUACCAUACUCAGCCAUUGUUCAGUUCUCAAUAGAAAUGGUGCUUUAGAAUGCUAAUUCUAGCAGUAAACUGCCAGUUCAAAUAUAUUUUUUAUCCUUGUAAAUAUACUGUGAACGCCGCUAAGAGGCAAGGGGGGGUUCUUAUCCUCUGGUUGCUUUUUAUUUUUGUAUUUAACCUGCUGUUUAUUGGGUGUUAGCAGCCAGAGGACAAUAUCAGUGUUAGUGCAUCAUUAGGGGAAUGACGGGCGUUUGGGGUUUCUGCCUCCCCCACUCCCUAUCUGAUCCUUAGAUGCCCCCUAAAGUUCCACCAGAACAGCAGGGUGAGACUUUGUACAUUCCAUUUCUGGCCCCUGGCUGUGGGGUCUGUCUGUUGGUGGUGCGAAAAGAAAUGGCCUCAGAAACCUGAUAACUGUGGAAUCACAGCCCAAGCUUGGCUAUGAGCUUACUUUAUAGCAACUGGGGACUCAGAGAUCAUGUGGCUGUAGGAGGCCACUUAGCGUUGUAGACCUUUGCAAAGGGAACGUGGUUCGAUAUCUUUUAUCUUGCGCCAGUGGUAGGGUAGUUCACUUUGCCGCUUCUCCACCACGUUAUGGAGCAUGUCAUCUAAGAAUGAAUUAGGUCACUCUGGCUAAGGUUGGCAGUUUUGGAAAUGAAGAUACCAAGUUUCUAGCCCUCCUUGUGGUGUACUGAAUCUUUCCUCCAGUCUCAUGUUAUGAAGACAAAUCAUAAAAGUUAGGGGGCAAAUUUUGUUGCAAGCGAGAAGCCGGGCUUUUGUGCAGUAUGGAUUUGGCGCGAGUUGUUUUUCCUCAUCCAUUCUUCAGUGUUUACAACUCUCUACCAUUCUCCGCCAUUCUUCACCCAAAAUUCCAAACUCCGCCAAUAAAAUAAAAAGGAAACAGAAAGUGGCACGUGGCUUUCAUAUGUGGAUUUUUGCAACUCUGAGAAGGGCUGCUUGCUCUAUUAUUGUUUUGAUGUGUGUUAGCAUGUCCCCCCCCCCCCCCCCAGUCUUUUUCUGAUUGAUGUGCACAGUUUAACAGGAACUAGUUUUAGAGGACAGCUGUAUUGGUUCACAGUAGAAGAGCUAGAUAGGAGUCCAGUAGCAUCUUAGAGACUGGCAAGAUUUUGGAGGUGUCAGCUUUUAUUUGUUUACAUUUAUUCCCCACCCUUUACCAUGGCCUCAGGGCAGGUCAUAAUAAAACCCAUAAAAAUAUCAUACAACCGUGAUAAAAUCACAAUAAAACCCCAUCCUAAAACCCCCAGAACAAUCCACAAUCUCACCCACCCCACUCACUCCCCCAAAGGGAGGGGUAUACACACACCUUAAGGCCCCCCCUCCUUAAGGCCCCCUGCCAAACGCCCGGGGUGAACAGGAUGGUCUUCAGUAGGCAUCUGGCAAACCUCUGGAGGGAGGCCAUUCCACAGUGGUAUCUGACAAAAGGAGCUUUGGAUGACUGUUGUGUGUUUUCUGGGCUAUGGGGCCAGGUUCUGGUAGUUUUUGCUCGUAACAUUUCACCCACAUCUAUGGCUGGCAUCUUCAGAAGCAUGGCAUGGUAACAGGUGUUUGAAAUACAUCUUAACAGUGACAUGCCUCUGAAGAUGCCAGCCAUAGAUGCAGGCAACACCUUAGAUCAGGGAUGCAAAAAUGACCAGAACGUGGCCACACGGAAAACUCACAACAGCCGGUUGAUUCCAACCAUGCAAGCCUUCGACAACACCUUGUUGGUCUCUAAGAUACCACUGCACUCCAGUCUAGCUCUGUAACAGGGAAGUGGUUGUUCCCACGUACAUGCACCUUGCUGUACAUGUAUGUUGUAUAUUUAACUGAGGAGCGUAAUAAGACAUGGCUCAGAGUGUGCAACUUGAGCAUCGCAGCAAUUUAACUCCAUAAAGAACAUGAUGUUUGGAACAUCCUCCAGCCAAAGAAGUUAUGUAUGUUUCGUAGGUGACCCUAAGAUUGCCUGAUGCUUUGGGUUUAGAUUUUUUUUUAUCCCUCCUUUCAUUGGAUGAAGCUCUUCUCUGGCCUCGUGGAGUUCACUGAACCCUGCAGGCGAGCUGGUGGAGACCAACAGUGCCCGGGAGAAAGUGGAGCCUGGUGUCAUAAUUUGGCAUUGUGGGAUAAUAUAUUGGGAAAGGGAGGUGCCUUGGGCAGCCCUGACCCUUUUAAGCAGCGGAGCAGAAUCUGUGACUUAGGUGAGAACAGAGUGGAUGCAAGGAAUGCGUUUAGCAGAAAAUGCUAAAGGGAUAGCUGCAGCCAGUUUUCACUAGAGGGUAGUUAGGCUGCGACUGUGCCACAUGGGAGCUGCGUGUUUGAAAGUCAACCAAUCCAGAAUUGAAGAGAGCCAAAGCCUGGAUUGGCAGGCUCAUGUGACGAAUCUGCUUCAGUCUGUAGAAGGAUGGAGCAUUUGCUCCUUAAUUGAGAGAAUUUCUUUUAAAAAUCCUUUUGUGUAGCAAAUGAAUCCGCCAUUUCUAAGGCUGGAUUGGAACAGCUCCCUGAUGCAAAAGAUUUCCAUAGGCCAGGUGGGGGGCUGGAAUCAAAGGAUGGGGCAACUGCCAAGACCCAAGAGGGCCCACUGGUGAUCACAGGUGCUCAGCCCAUUUGUGCCCACCAGAAUGGGAGAUUUCUCCCAGAAGCCAGUGGGGCAGUCUCCCAUUGUGUGCAGAUGUGGGUCGCGCUGCCAUUUAAUGCUUCUUGUAGCCUUGUUGACGCUGUUGGACUUUCAAGGGAUGAGGAGCCAAUGCGCUCCACUUCUCCCUCUGGCUUUGUGUGUGUGUGUGCGUGCGCGCGCCUGCACAGGAAGUGGCAGGUUUGAUGAGGGGGCUACCAGAGGGUAUCUUGUUUAGAGCCUCCUGAAAACCUGUAGCCCAUAAGGAAAAUUUAUAGUUCAGAGCACUUGAAAGAUCUACUCCUCCACUACCACCCCCAGCAAUCAGAAGUCCUACAGGAUAAGAACACCAGAUCAGCUAUGCUGGAUCAGACAUCUGCUCCAUCUAGCCCAGCAUUCUGUCUCACUCAGUGGCCAACCAGUUCCUCUGGAGGUUCAACAAGGGCCAAAGCUUCAUAAGAACAUUAGAAGAGCCCUGCUGGAUCAGAACAGUGGUCCAUCUAGUUCAGCAUCCUAUCUACAGAGCAGCCAGCCAGAUCCUCUGACAGUCCAACAACAGAGCAUAAAGGCCGUAGAACUUCCCCUAAUAAGAACAUAAGAAAAACCCUGCUAGAUCAGACCAGUAAAGGCUCAUUUUGUCUAGCAUCCUGUUUUACACAGUAGCCAACCAGUUCCUCUAGAGGUCCAACCACAGGGCACAGAGGCUGAGACCUUUUAUUGAUGAAGACAGAAGAAGAUCUCUGCUGGAUCAGAGCAGUGAGGGUCCAUCUAGUCCUCUGGAGGGCCACAGCAGGGCCUUCCCCAGAUAAGAACAUAAGAAGAGUCCUGCAGGAUCAGACCAGUGGCCCAUUUAGUCCAGUACUCUGUCUCACACAGCAGCCAACCAGUUCUUCCAGGGGGCCAACAACAGGGCCUUCCCCAGAGAAGAACUUAAGGGUAGUACCUAAGAGACCCACUGCUGGAUCAGACCAGUCCAGCAUUCUCUAUAAGCCAUGUGGUCACAUGGUUGCACAGACACUAUAUUGGUACCACACAGUUUGGGCAUCCACCAGCCAGGGAACUCCUGCAGGCAGCUCAAUUCCAUGCAGUGGUAGGGAACUUCUAUGCAGUUCCCUACUGCUGUUAGAGGGACUGUUGCAGUGGCUUAUCCAAUCCAGCAUUGUGUGUCACAUGAUGGCUAACCAAUCCAACAACAGGGCAUAGAGGCCGAGUCUUUCCCCUGAUGCUGCCUCCCAGGACUGGGACUCAGAGGUUGACUGCCUCUGAAUACAGCAGAUUCCAUAUGAGGUCACCCGAUCCUCAGGCUUGGCUCUUGUUGACCCACCGAAGGCUCCUUGGUGAAGCAGCCAAAUGUGGUUGCAGUUCUACUGCCUGGAAGGCCUGACCGGAUGGUGUCUUGAUCCUAUCCAGAACAGGAUACCAGGGUUCUAGUGGGAAAAUGCCAUGCUUUGAAUUACUGUGUAAUAAUUAUUGGGUGUUCCACCAGUGAUGGAUGUAACAGAUUUGUAUGUUUUCUAAAAAUAAAGAGAUUUUAUGUACGUAACGAA